Molecule: messenger RNA, 1083 nt
Organism: Porites evermanni
Lineage: Eukaryota; Metazoa; Cnidaria; Anthozoa; Scleractinia; Poritidae
Source: the annotation of a GenBank genome assembly
AUGUCCGGGGUAUGUCAAAUUCAGACUUCAAAUUAUAGUGGCUCUAUGUUAAGUCAAACUUUGACAUCGAUUGAAAACUUUGCAUGGGAGCUUAAAUACCGCUCCAACGCUACUCGAGCAAUUGAAUCUGGGUUUUUGUUUUUGAUCAACUUCGUCUCAUUUGCUGGAAAUCUUUUGCAUGGAAUCGCGGUCAUCAAAAACCCGAAUCUUCGAAGAACUGUUCCUAACAUGUACAUUAUAACUUUGGCUGUUUCCGACUUCCUAUUUUCAUUAAUGGGAACUCCCUUUUCAGUAGCUUCUCUUAUGACAGGAAAAUGGCCGUUUAACAACUUUAUUUGUCAGCUACAAGGACUCUGGAUUCUUCUGUUGUGCGCCGUGUCUUUGCAGACUUUAGCCGUCACCGCUUUGAACAGAUAUUUCCGAGUUGUUCGUUCCCGCGUGUUGUAUCAAAAAAUUUUCAACAUGAAGACAACAAAGGUGACAAUCGCAAUUCUGUGGAUCAUAGCUCUCUUUGCGCCUCUUCCGUAUGUUGUUGCAGGGCACGACUUUUUCUUCCACUCUGGAAAAGCCUUUUGCACAUAUGAUGCGGAAUCGUUGCAUGAAGGCUACGGAGUUUACUUGGUUCUCGUUUAUAUAGCUAUUCCCUUAAUCAUCAUUACAAUCUGUUAUACAAGAGUUUUCAUCGCGGUCCGCCGACAUAAUCUUGUAGUUUUUCGGCAAAGAAUUCGUCCUUUAAACCGACAAUUAAACUUUGGUCCCGAAAAUCCGAGAUUGUCUGUCGAGGAGGUUAAAGUGACGAACAUCCUGCUAGUUGUGGUGGUAGCUUUUUUAAGCUGCUGGACUCCCGUCUUAGUCAUUGAUUUGGUCGAUUUUAUAACCGGAGAUUGGAAGCUCAAGCGACCAGUCUAUGUAAGCUACACCUGUUUUGGCUUCGCUAGUACAGCUCUCAAUCCCAUCAUAUACGGAAUCAUGAAUCGCACCUUUCGUACGGAAUAUUUGAAGAUUUUUUCCUCCUUAAAGAGGUUCGUUCUCGGGUCAAACACAAAUGUUCGGAUUGCUCCUGGAGUGAUCGUGAUUGCUUGA